AUGAUCAUGCAGGGCCAGGAGAACUUGCGUCGUCUCUUCAAACAAAAUGCGAGACCGCUGGGGGCUUAUUGGUCGUAUGCCAUAGAUACCCGAAUUCAAUUGCCUUUGUGGAUCAAGAGCAGCAAGAUUGCAAAGGCCUUUGUACAUGGACUGGAAGACACCGCUACCAGAGAUAUGAUGGAAAGGAAGCUAUAUGCUGCUGGAUGGUCGUGGGAUGUAUUGGCCGAAUUCAUGCAUAACAAGCUCAAUGAGACGAAGUUCCAAACGGCCAGAUCACCCGUUCGAAUGAAGGCAGGCUCGGGAAAACCUGGGGAGGAUUCAAAGCCUAACACUCCGAUCAAGCACAGGAAGAAGAAAAAGCGAAGAGUGAUACCCAUAAUACCGGCGGACGAAGAUGAUCUUCUUGAAAUGAAUUCAUGA
This is a messenger RNA of Aspergillus caelatus, 420 nucleotides long. RefSeq lists its product as uncharacterized. The transcript has a single exon. NCBI's taxonomy places the organism in Eukaryota, Fungi, Ascomycota, Eurotiomycetes, Eurotiales, Aspergillaceae. Bases 1 to 420 code for a protein of 139 amino acids. The record is from RefSeq and is a predicted model, not a curated record.